AUGGCGUUCAUCCCGCGGCUCGGUAGCGCAUUCGGGCUGCUUUCCCAGCAGGCCACUGCUCUGGUUGGCCCGAGUAAUGCUCCUCGCACGUUCGUGACCUCGGCUGUCGCAUGUGCAGCAGCCAAGAAGCCAGCACAGGUCAAGAAGAAGGCCGUUGUCAAGAAAAAGGCCACCCAUUCGGGUCCAAGAUCUACCGGUGGUCGUCGUAAAGGUGGUGCCGACUCGUCUGCUGGUCUUUCCAAGACAUCCGAGUUCCAUGUCGAUGCUCCGGAUAUGUCGCACCUGCCGCUGCUUCACGCCGAAAGCCUUACUGCUACAUCGGCUGCGCAAACGUAUGCAUUCAACGACCAGACACUCUCGGCUUUCAAAGCAUUCGGACUGCCACAGGGGCUCGAAAGGGAGCUUGCAAACCAACCGAAGCCGCGCUCGUUGGUGCGCAAGCAGACGCUGGAAUUGCUGGACAAGCUCGAUGCGGCGUCCAAGGCAAUGAAGGGUGAAAGCAUCGUGUUGGAUGGAAGAGGAGGGAGCGGAAAAUCAAUGUUGCUAGCACAGUCGAUCGCCUACGCUCUGGACGAUGGUUGGGUGGUCGUCUCGGUACCCAGGGCCAUCAACUUGAUCAACUCGUCCACUCUCUACACUUACAACGCUCAGCACCAGGCAUACCUGCAACCGGAAGCUACCACACAGCUGUUGGAAGCUAUUCUCAAGGUCAAUGGUGCAGCUGCGAAGCAGAUUAAAUCUGCAGAGGCAGUCGAAGUUGACGGAAGCAAGAUCGACGCAGGAACCCCACUCGAGACGCUUCUGAAGCGGGGGAUGGAUGACUCGUCUUCUGCAGCGGCCAAGCAGACAUUGCUCGAAGCCGUUUUCAAGACGCUGUCCAGUCAGAGCGAACGUCCAGUCUUGGUAGCAGUUGACGAUGCGCAAGCGCUCUUCCGUACGUCGCUCUACAAGGACCCUGACUUUAUCAACCUGGAAUCGUUCGAGCUUGGUAUACCGCGCGCAUUGCUAUCUCUGCUCAUCUCGCCCUCAUCCGCCAUCAGCCGAGGAGUCUUCAUUGCAGCACUGUCCACGACGCACACCGAAUUUCCUUCCCCACCCGAACUGCAAAACGCGCUUUCCGAGAAAUCGUCGUCCGAUGGCACGUCAAAGUUGUUGACGCAGGCCAUCAACGCUUACACCAAACUCAACGCACAUCACCUCGAACACGCUCGCAAAGUGGUCAAGCACGCCGAUGUGGUAGACACCUCCAAGCCGCUUACCAAGGAGGAGGCGGCCGCGAUCUUUGCGCAGCUCAGGGACGAAAGGAGAUACUGGAGCGCGGUGAACGACGAGCUCUUCCUGGAAAAGCUGGUCGAGUCGAACGGUAAUGUUAGGCUGUUUAGCAAGAGCCUGGUCUCGACGCUCUUGUAA
This is a messenger RNA of Mycosarcoma maydis (corn smut), 1410 nucleotides long. Its product is annotated as mitochondrial 37S ribosomal protein mS29. Gene Ontology annotation, molecular function: structural constituent of ribosome. The record is from RefSeq and is a predicted model, not a curated record. Gene Ontology annotation, cellular component: mitochondrial small ribosomal subunit. The coding region runs from base 1 to 1410 and encodes 469 amino acids. Lineage: Eukaryota; Fungi; Basidiomycota; Ustilaginomycetes; Ustilaginales. The transcript has a single exon.